UUAACACAAUGCUCCAAAAUAAUAAUUAAGGUCGAGAGGAAGAUCAGGGGUUGAUUAAUUGGCAAAUAAUUAAGAAAUUUCUCACAUGUGCUGCUUGUAGCCAUUAUUCCAAUAGCUUGAAGUACGCUUGCCGCAAGUACUGGUUCGACCGAGCGAUGGACUUCUGGCUUGAUGUUAAAUGUGCUAAUUUUCUAGAGUCUGCGAUAGAAAAGACGGAGGAGCAAUUUAGGACUCAUUUUGGCCACCAGCAUCCAUUGGAGCUUCUCGACAACCUGCCUACCGAUCCUAUUUUCUGCUGCGUAUGUGGAAAAUACCCCUCGGAUCCAACCUACGGUUGUCUCGAAUGUCAUUUUUUUGUCCAUCGAUCGUGUUUUGAACGGAGCUGGCCGGAGGAGAUACAACAUUUCUAUCAUCCCUGUCUUCUCACCCUUUCUGAAAAUUGUAUACCGAACACAUUUUGCAGAGCUUGUAGACUACUCUUGCCUCAAGGGACCGCCUUCUAUGGCUGCAAACGGUGCAAUUUUGUGAUGGAUGUUGGUUGCACUUUUUUGGCCUCUACUGAAUAUGCAGGUAAUCAAGAACAGGUUGGUCAUUUCCUCCAUGGACAUCCAUUGUCACUCUCCAAGAUCGAGGAAAGUAACCAAAUUGAUUGCUACUUAUGUGAGAAACCCUGCAAUGGUACUGCCUAUGGUUGUGGCAAAAGUGGCUGUGAGGAUGUUUACUUUCACAAAUCAUGCGUUGAUGAAACGCAGCAAGAGAUCUUAAGUAUCCGUCACACUCAACACCCUCUCACCUUGCUUGAUCAUCAUUUAACACCGUCACGAUGCAAUUCCUGUCACGGGUUUAUUGAACGGUUCACUCACUUCUAUCAGUGCGCCAUAUGCAACUUCAACUUGCACUGGAAAUGUAAUGUAAAGGCUGCCACAGAAUACGAGGGUCACAAUCACCCUCUAAUAUUAUGGGAGAAUAUAGAUAAUUACUAUGGUCUUAAAUGUGAUAAAUUUCAAAUUACGACUACAAUAAAAGAGACGGAGGAGCAAUUUAGGACUCAUUUUGGCCACUAUUAUCCAUUGGUGCUUCUCGACAUCCUGCCUACCGAUCCUAUUUUCUGCUGCGUAUGUGGAAAGUACCCCUCGGAUCCAACCUACGGUUGUCUCCAAUGUCAUUUUUUUAUCCAUGGAUCGUGUUUUGAACGGAGCUGGCCGAAGGAGAUACAACAUUUCUAUCAUCCCUGUCUUCUCACCCUUUAUAAAGAUUGUAUGCCGACGAUUCGUUGCGGAGCUUGUAGACGACACUUGCCUCUAGGGGCCGCCAUCUAUGGCUGCAAACCGUGCAAAUUUUUUAUGGAUGUUGGUUGCACUUUUUUGGCCUCUACCGAAUAUGCAGGUAAUCAAGAACAGAUUGGUCAUUUCGUCCAUGGACAUCCAUUAUCACUCUCCAAGAUCGAGGAAAGUAACCAAAUUGAUUGCUACUUAUGUAAAAAACCCUGCAAUGGUACUACCUAUGGUUGUGGCAGAAGUAGCUGUAAGGAUGUUUACUUUCACGAAUCAUGCCUUGAUGAAACGCGGCAAAAGAUCUACAAUAUCCAUCACCCUCAACACCCUCUCACCUUGCUUGACCAUCAUAUAAUAUCGUCACGAUGCAAUUCCUGUCGCGAGUUUAUUAAAGACUUCACUCAUGUCUAUGGGUGCGACAAGUGCGACUUCAACUUGCACUGGAAAUGCAAUGUAAAGGCUGCCAUAGAAUACGAGGGUCACAAUCACCGUCUACAAUUCGGGACCAAUAUAGGUAACUAUAGUGUUCUGUGCAGGGCUUGCAGUUCCACCAUUGAAUGCAAAUCACAUGUCAUCAGAUGUCUCUCUUGUAAAGAUUUCAAUCUUCAUCUUGAAUGCGGUCCAUUACCAUAUAGAAUUAAAGAUAAAUGUCACAUAGAUUCUCUCACUCUCACGAACUCUCUUGGUGAACAUGAAGAUGAGACAGACGAUGAAUUCUACUGUGAUGCUUGUGAGAACAAAAGAGAUCCACGAUUGCCCACUUACCAGUGCCAAGAAUGUCAAUAUGUGGCUGAGUUAAAAUGCGUCAUAUCUGAGGUAAUAUCAACUUUAGCGGGAGAGUAUGGAGAUGCAGAGCUGAGAAGUCCUCUUGGACAAUUAGGUAGGGUACUACUGAUUAAUCCCAAAGAUGCAAAACAUAUGAUUCAAAAUAAAGAAGACCAACUACUCCAGCCAUUGCCAGCUUCAAGAAGUUUAAGUGAUAUUUUAGAUUCGCUGAGUGAAGCUGAGAAAAAGGAAUUAUUGUCUAGUGGUUUACAGAUCAGAGGAAGUGAAAUAGUUACUGGUAAUCCUUUUGACGACGAGAAAAUUUUACAAUUUUCUGACGAGUCAUACUCACAUUUUAUGAAAUUUCUUCAUCAUGGCGAAAGCUUUUAUGAAGAAUUUCAACUCGAUGGGAAUAUUCACAAGUACUAUUCCUUCAAGUUGGAUUUGGACGACAAGGUUGUAUAUGUUGGAGAUCAUAUGGUUACUCGGAAGUAUGCCUCUAUCAUCAGGAGCUUGCUUUCUAAGCAUGGAGAUGUUAGUGUUGGGUCCAGUACCUCAAGUCCAGAACUCAAAAUGUGUUUCUUUCACGUACUAUGUGAGUGUAUAUAUAGCAUGAGCAACACAAGUGUUGUGGAAAUUACCGAUGAUAAGCUUGUUAAGUGGUGGAGAAGCUUGAUAAUCUUGCAGUCUGCAGGAUUUAGAAUUGAAUUUGCCUUUGAUCGUUUGAAGAGAGUCGCACAUGCUCACUUUGGUGCUUAUGUCAGAAAGCUAGUCGACAAAACUCGUCAGGAACUCGACCGAGAUAUUGAGGCACUCACCGAGAAACGCAAGCGCAUAAUAGUUGCAGAAUCUGCAAAAUCCAGCUUAGUAGUGGAAUGCUUGAGAGAAGCUGAAGUAUUGAAGCAGAGCAAAGCGGGUAGUAGACUGUUAUAAACUUCAAAUUAGGGUGCUAAUUGUCUAUUGGCAUGCUGGUGUAUAUGGUCACAACAUAUAUAAAUAGGAAGAGGAUGGCUCGUGGAGAAGAAAUCAUUUUGUUUGAUCUGUUCACUCAAUUUGUGACCAUAACUGUCAGAAGUAAAUUCAGUUGUUAAAGGCAUGAUUCAGAUUGAAGUCCUUCCAGAGCUGCUACUUGUCUUCAACAAUAAUUCGAAUCUUGUGUAAGAACCAUAUGUUCUAGUAGUACUAUUUAUUUCUUUAUCAAAAUGGGCAUGCAAGGCAUGAUGUUGCCAUCAACGACUAAA
Messenger RNA from Carya illinoinensis, 3280 nucleotides. RefSeq lists its product as uncharacterized. NCBI's taxonomy places the organism in Eukaryota, Viridiplantae, Streptophyta, Magnoliopsida, Fagales, Juglandaceae. The record is from RefSeq and is a predicted model, not a curated record. The coding region runs from base 156 to 2972 and encodes 938 amino acids. The transcript is spliced from 2 exons.